GGAGGAGGAGGAGGAGGAGAUUACCAUGGGUUGGGUAGGGGCAUCAGGUUUGGAAACUACAAGAGAAGGGUAUCAAGGAUAUGUGAUCUUGGCUGAAGAGAGAUGACUGCCCAUGGCAGGGAUGUUUGAAUGAGGUGAAUUUUAAGGUGCCCUCCAACCUAAGCCAUUCUACGAUUCUAUGACUGAGUGAAGAAGCCAAAUAAAAACUUAGUGGAUGGAAAAAUACUGCAAGGGGAGUGAAGCUGGAGGGUUAACCCAGAGAAGUAAGCUAGAAGAGUAGAUGGGCAUGACAUCCAAAGGGUUGUGUGGUUGAGGAGAACAAAUGUAUGCAUAUGCUUGCAUAUAUGUGUUACGUAUGUAUGUAUGAGCAUGUUACAUUGACAGCAAUGUAACAGCAUGCCUGAGGUGUUAGGACAUAGGAUUUGAAAACUGAAGUGAAUGAAAAGCCCUGCAGGGUUAUAGGCUGUCCUCUUGCACAUGGUGUGGGCUCAGAUGUCCUUGUUUGCUGCUCUCAACAAGUAUGUGGAAAACCCCCAGCAUAAGUGUAUCUUGGCUUGGUGCCAAAUAAGGUAACAAAGGUCAACCAACAUGUAUGUUAGUUAGCAAGAACCCCUGGCCCUGUGUGCUUCCACAGGGGAGAACGGAAACCUAAUGGAGUUGUGGAGGCAUUCCUACACAGCUUCAUAUCACAUCUAUGAUUUCAAUACAAGCUCCAUCUUAGAUGAUGCACUACUACCUAAUGACACACAAUAUAUAUCCUGGUCACCUGUUGGUCACAAACUGGCAUAUGUUUGGAAUAAUAAUAUUUAUAUAAAAGCUUCACCAACAGCAGCACCUGUGCAAAUCACUAGCAAUGGAGAGGAAAACAAAAUUUUCAAUGGAAUACCAGAUUGGGUUUAUGAAGAGGAAAUGUUUGGCAGCCAUUCUGCUCUGUGGUGGUCUCCAAAUGGCAAUUUUGUGGCAUACGCAGCAUUUAAUGACACAGAAGUUCCUGUUAUAGAAUAUUCCUUUUAUUCUGAAGACACCUUGCAGUAUCCUAAGACCAUUAGAAUCCCAUAUCCCAAGGCUGGAGCUAAAAAUCCAACAGUGAAAUUCUUCAUUGUGGAUAUCCAAAUGCUUCCUGAUUUUAACAGUACUGAAAUUUCUCCACCUGCAGAAAUAAAAUCAGGUGAUCAUUAUUUGAGCGUUGUAACAUGGGUAACAGAUGAAAGGAUCUGCCUGCAGUGGCUCAGAAGAAUUCAGAAUUAUUCAGUCCUCACCAUCUGUGACUUUGAAAGUGCAACUGGAAAUUGGACGUGUCCACAGGAAAAACAACUUCUGGAAGAAAGUACAACUGGCUGGAUUGGCAGAUUUCAGCCAUCUGUCCCUUAUUUUGCCCCAGACAAUACUACCUACUACAAAGUCUUCAGCAACACAGAAGGUUACAAGCACAUCCAUUACAUAAAUGGCACAGAGGCUCCAGUACCUAUUACUGAAGGAAAAUGGGAAGUAAUCAGCAUAGCAGCUGUAACCAAAUAUUUUCUGUACUAUAUUAGUAAUCAAAAUGGUGAGAUGCCAGGUGGAAGAAAUCUUUACAAAAUGCUCUUGGAAAGCAGUCCAAAAUCUACUCAGUGUGUUAGCUGUGAUUUGAAUCAAGAAAGAUGCCAGUAUUAUUCUGCUUCCUUCAGCAAAGAUGCACAAUAUUAUCAGCUAAAUUGUCUUGGUCCUGGCCUGCCUAUGUCUACUCUGCACAGAAGUAGUGAUGAUCAAGUCCUCAGGUACUUGGAAAAUAAUACUGAACUGGAAAAUUCACUGAAAGAUAUUCAAAUGCCCUCAAAAAAACUUGGCUCCAUUACUGUAGGAGGAUACAACCUGUGGUAUCAAAUGAUAUUGCCUCCCCAUUUGGAUUCAUCAAAGAAGUACCCUCUGCUCCUUGAAGUGUAUGCAGGACCCUGUAGUCAGAAAGUAGAUCAUGUAUUCCGGAUUAACUGGGCUACGUACCUUGCCAGUACAGAGCAGAUCAUUGUGGCCAGCUUUGAUGGCAGAGGAAGUGGGUACCAGGGGGAUGAGAUCAUGCAUGCAAUAAACCGAAGACUGGGAACUUAUGAAGUGGAAGAUCAGAUUUCAGCAGCCAGAACAUUUUCUGAAAUGAGCUUUGUUGAUAAGGACAGAAUAGCUAUUUGGGGUUGGUCUUAUGGGGGAUAUGUGACCUCCAUGGUGCUUGGCUCUGGAAGCGGCGUGUUCAAGUGUGGAAUAGCGGUUGCCCCUGUGUCACGUUGGCAAUAUUAUGACUCAAUAUACACAGAGCGAUACAUGGGCCUUCCUACAGAAAGUGAUAAUCUGAGAAACUAUAACAGUUCAACGGUAAUGGCCAGAGCUGAAAAAUUCAAGGAAGUUGAGUAUCUCCUUAUCCAUGGAACAGCAGAUGAUAAUGUUCACUUUCAGCAAGCAGCUCAGAUUUCCAAAGCUCUUGUUGAUGCUGAAGUGGAUUUUCAGGCAAUGUGGUAUACUGACAAAGACCAUGGCAUCAGCGGUCAAGCACAUAAACACAUUUAUACCCAUAUGAGCCAUUUCAUAAAGCAGUGUUUCUCACUGCCCUAACACAGCAAUGGCACUGCCCUUUUACUUGUUAGUGAUGGUUUUUCUCCAGAAAACUCCUUAGCUAACGUACACUGAGCCAGUAUAAACUUUUAAGAAUUAAGAUGGCAUAGGGGAGUCAGCUCUUAGGAUAUCUGAAUGAGUGUACAAUGAAGCACUAAUCUUAAUAAUGAUCUGUUACCUCUGUUGCCAAGCAACCAUCACAUUUUUGAUUGUUUAAUCAGGUUAUUAACAUCACCAGAACGUAUGUAUGUAUGUAGGUUGCAGACUUCUAGAAAGCACAGUACUUGAAUCAGGAACUUAUGCUUUCAGAUUUCAAUCUUAAAAAAAAAAAAAAAAAAAAAAAACCGCCAGAUUUUCUACUGAUGUAAUGAAUACUGAAAAUAACAAAGAACUGUCAUGAUAAUCAUAAUGUUCCCUCCCCCCACAUGAUUAUCUCUAUUAAAAUAUUGAUAAAACUUUGAAUAGAUUUUGCUGAAAUUACCUAAUGCUUGAUCAGUGAUUAUUUUAGAAAUAUCAGUAAUACUGCAACAUUAAUAAUUUAUAUGCAGAAUAAAACAGUUUACUUCAGUUCCUUGAGUUAUUAUUUAACUGCAAACUCUUGGAUUACAGUUGCAGAACCUUGCAUAGAAUGCAUGCAACCAUUCUCUUUUACCAGAGAUUUUGAAUGACACUUAAACCAGUGGCACUGAACUUGUUUCCUAUCUAUCUCCAUACUGUGCUAUUUACUUACUUCAUAGGCAAAAAGGUUUCUCCUGUGGAAACCUGCACUGGUACUGUAGCAGAUCAUAGAUGUUUCUCUAUGGGACAGAAAUCUUUAUUAAAAAUAAAUAAAUAAAUAAAAUCAUAUUUACCAA
Gallus gallus (chicken) is the source of this 3434-nucleotide messenger RNA. RefSeq names its product dipeptidyl peptidase 4 (gene DPP4). The transcript has 22 exons. The record is from RefSeq and is a predicted model, not a curated record. Gene Ontology annotation, molecular function: dipeptidyl-peptidase activity; serine-type endopeptidase activity. Lineage: Eukaryota; Metazoa; Chordata; Aves; Galliformes; Phasianidae. Gene Ontology annotation, biological process: proteolysis. The coding region runs from base 652 to 2580 and encodes 642 amino acids.